Molecule: messenger RNA, 426 nt
Organism: Penicillium oxalicum
Lineage: Eukaryota; Fungi; Ascomycota; Eurotiomycetes; Eurotiales; Aspergillaceae
Exons: 2
Coding region: 1-426 (141 amino acids)
Source: RefSeq, a predicted model, not a curated record
AUGGGAGCGCUCAAGCACUGGUCAAUGAUUGAUCAUUUGUUCUCACGAUGGGUGCCCGGCACCGCAAGACCCCAAGUUCACACUGGGAGGCUGUCAUUCUUUGGCGAAUCCCGAAUGGGAUACAAUGGUUUUGAGGGUGCACAGGCGAGCCUGUCUGGAGAAAGCGCUCUUCUAUUGCAACAACCCGGAAAGUCAGGUGAGCGAAGAGAAAAGACGCCUAGACAGGAAGGGAAGACAGCCUCGACGGAUAAAGUCAAGCUCACUGGAGAAAGAAGAGAAGGAGAAAAUGUGUGUGCUUGUGGCUUUGAGAAGGACCCGAAGCUGGCGAGCCAACAGCCCGCUCAACAUGGGAAGGAAAAAGAGGAUACCUUGGGCAUAGCCCAUCAGAAUCAGCAGCAAAGGGGUCCAGACAGCACAGAACGCUGA